GAGCUACUAUGUUAGUUCCCCUGCUCUUAUGAAAGAAACCCAAAUAGCAAGAGUCAUUCAACAAUUUAAAGCAGUGGUCGGCUAUCAGACUACAAGCAAAAGUAUGACUGUUGAAGUAAUCUGUUAUUACAUUAGAAUCAGAGACGAUUUUGAAGGGAAUUAGAUUUGCUUCCAUUGCCAUAACAAUGGUGUCCCGAAUAUCACACGCGUUGCUGCAUUCCAAUUCGGAAGUGUUCCUCUGACAAACAUGUUUUUACGUCGAUCUUCUCUGUAAAUGACAAACUUUACUUCAAUCUCAAUAAUCAACCUAAUACAUUCUAACUCAACUAUUAAACACCUCAACCAAAUCCACACCCGUCUCCUAAUCAACUCUUAUCCCAACUUUCUUGGCCAGUUUGUAGCAUCCAUUGCCUUAAAAAACCCCAAGAAUCUCCAUUAUUGUAAUCAAAUUCUUCAUCAAUGUCACAACCCCACUGUUUUUGCAUUCAAUUCCAUGAUUCGAGCACAUUCCAAAAGCUCCACCCCUCAAAAAUGCUUCCACUUCUUUAACAGAAUUAUACAUUGUAACAAUGUCUCACCAGAUAAUUACACUUUUAAUUUCUUGAUUCGCGCCUGUGCUCGUCUUUCGGAUCAGGGAAUUGGCCUAGCUGUUCAUGGGUGUGUUAUAAAAUAUGGGUUUGAGAUGGACCCUCAUAUUCAAUGUGGAUUAAUCUUUAUGUAUGCGGAAUUGGGUUGUUUAGGUUAUUGUCACCAGGUGUUUGAUUUAGUUUCUAACCCGGAUUUGGUAUGUCAAACAGCUAUGCUGAGUGCUUGCACAAAAUGUGGUGAUGUUGCUUUUGCAAGAGAACUGUUUGAUUUAAUGCCGCACAGGGAUCAUAUUGCAUGGAGUGCUAUGAUUUCCGGAUAUGCGCAAUCUGGGCAGUCGAAGGAAGCGUUGAGUCUGUUUAAUCUGAUGCAAUUAGAGGGUGCUACGGUUAGUGAGGCGUCGAUGGUUUCUGUUUUAUCUGCCUGUAGUCAGUUAGGUGCUUUAGAUCAUGGGAGAUGGGCUCAUGCUUACCUAGAGAGACACAAGAUUGCGUUGACAGUGACACUAGGGACUUCACUUGUGGAUAUGUAUGCUAAAUGUGGGGAUAUGGAUAAGGCAAUGGAAGUGUUUUGGGGAAUGAAAGAAAAAAAUGUUUACACUUGGAGCAGCGCUAUCAAUGGGUUAGCGAUAAAUGGGGCUGCUGAUAAGUGCCUUGAAUUGUUUUCGCUUAUGAAAAAAUGUGGUGUAUUGCCUAAUGAGGUCACUUUUCUUUCGGUAUUAAGGGCUUGUUGUGCAGUGGGGUUGGUUGAGGAUGGGUGCAAGUACUUUGAAUCGAUGAUAAAAGAUUAUGGGAUUGAGCCAGGAAUUGGGCAUUAUGGAUGCCUUGUUGAUUUGUAUGGCCGAUGUGGACGCUUAGAUGAAGCCUUGAGUAUCAUCAAUAGCAUGCCAAUGAAGCCUCAUUCUGGUGCUUGGGGUGCUUUGCUGAAUGCGUGUAAAUUGUACGAAAACACGGAGUUAGUUGAAUUUUCCUCAAAAAAAUUAAUUGAAUUAGAGAGAAAGAAUCACGGUGCCUACGUGUUAUUAUCAAAUAUGUAUGCUGAUUCAAAGAAAUGGGAAAUGGUUGAUAAUGUGCGGCAAGCUAUGAAGGUUAAUGGAGUGAGCAAACAACCUGGUUGUAGUGUUAUAGAAAUUGACGGUGAAGCUCACGAGUUUUUUGUUGGGGAUAACUCGCAUCCGAGGUUUGGCGAUAUUGGGGUCAUGUUGGAAGAGAUGUCUAGGAGACUGCAUUUAUCAGGUGAUUUGACUAACUCUCACCGUUUGCUGUUUGAUGUUGAAGAAUAAGAGAAACAAUAUAGAAUUACAUAACAUUUAUAAUCUUGCUAUUGCAUUUGCUUUUAGGAUUCUGGACAACCUUACAGUUAUAAAUUAUUCAAUGUUAGAAUACCUAUCAAAUUUUGGUAACCACUUGAUUACCACUUCCAAAGUUCAUGCAAAUUGUAAAUAAAAAGUAGACCAUGAUACUUGCUCUGUGGAUCACGUAGUGAAGUUGAUCGAAUUUCGAAGCUGUGCUGUUUAUAAGCAUGUUAAUGUGAAAUAUGUUAACUGAUCCAUUUCUAUUGAGCA
This is a messenger RNA of Mercurialis annua (annual mercury), 2149 nucleotides long. Its product is annotated as putative pentatricopeptide repeat-containing protein At5g40405. The transcript has a single exon. Gene Ontology annotation, molecular function: protein binding; RNA binding. The record is from RefSeq and is a predicted model, not a curated record. The coding region runs from base 275 to 1867 and encodes 530 amino acids. Lineage: Eukaryota; Viridiplantae; Streptophyta; Magnoliopsida; Malpighiales; Euphorbiaceae. Gene Ontology annotation, biological process: RNA modification.